This is a messenger RNA of Paramuricea clavata, 1039 nucleotides long. The record is from the annotation of a GenBank genome assembly. Lineage: Eukaryota; Metazoa; Cnidaria; Anthozoa; Malacalcyonacea; Plexauridae.
AUGAUGGAACAUGUUCGUGUUGCCUCAGAAUUCUUUAAUUUUUCUCCAAAACGUUUUGAUUUGUUGGUCAAGACCAUCGAAGAAAUGCUUCCUAAUGCGCAGCAUAAACGACUGAUCAAUGUUUGCAAAACAAGAUGGGUGGCGAGAAUUGAUGGUUUGUCUGUUUUUAUCGAGGUUUUUCCUGCAAUUGUUAGAUGCUUAGAAAUAAUUCGUGAUAACGUUGGGGACAAGUGGAAUGCAGAUUCUGUCCGAAAAUCUGGUCCUUUACUUUUAGCCACCGUGUCCUUUUCAUUAAUUGUGGCAUUAGUUGUGGUCUCAAGAUGUCUUGAGGUGACUCGCCCGCUCACAGUUCAACUUCAGGAAUCGGCUAUCGACGCUGGAGCACCUAGAGAAAAGGUUUCCGGUUUUUUACGUGCACCUAGAGAAUAUGAGAAAUGACGUGGAUGUAAGACACGACUCGUGGCACGAAGAAGCAGAAUCCAUUGGUGAGAGCGUUGGAACCGUACCAGAUCAACCAAGAACGACAGGAAGACAACAACACCGCCCUAACACACCAGCUGAUUCACUGUCACAAUACUACCGGAGAGUAAUUAGUGUGCCAUUUUUGGAUCACCUAAAAUCGGAAAUCCAAACACGAUUCUCGGAGACUAAUCUUGACGUUAUGGAUGCCGUUUAUGGUUUACCCAAAAAUGUUCUGAUCUGCCCUGACUGGAAAACCAAAUUUUCCACGUUCCUCGACAUGUACAAGGACGACUUGCCUCAACCUCGUUUUCUCGACACUGAAUUGGAAAUGUGGGCUGAACGUUACCAAAUGGAAAAGGGUCCUCUGCCUUCCAAACUGGCCGAUGUUUUACUGUUUGUCGACAAAAUAAGUUUUCCCAAUAUAUUCACCGCUUUUCAAAUUUUUGCAACAAUUCCGGUUACCACUUGCAGUUGCGAAAGGUCCAUCUCGGUUUUACGGCAAUUGAAGACUUAUCUUCGCAGCACUAUGUCUGAAUCCAGAUUGAAAGGUCUAGCCUUGUUAAAUGUCCAUCGUUAA